This is a messenger RNA of Sinocyclocheilus rhinocerous, 996 nucleotides long. RefSeq names its product protein FAM163B-like. NCBI's taxonomy places the organism in Eukaryota, Metazoa, Chordata, Actinopteri, Cypriniformes, Cyprinidae. The transcript has 3 exons. Bases 91 to 642 code for a protein of 183 amino acids. The record is from RefSeq and is a predicted model, not a curated record.
AAGUCGCUCACGCGGAUCCGUAACAGUUCUGCAGAUGUGCUCUGGUUCAAUUCUAACCAUCGUGUAGGGUGUUGAUGGAGAGCCUUUCGAAUGACAGCCGGGACAGUGGUAAUCACAGGUGGAAUUCUAGCUACAGUAAUCUUACUGUGCAUUAUCGCUGUACUGUGUUACUGUAGGCUGCAGUACUAUUGCUGUAAGAAGGAGGAGUCGGAGUCAGAGGAGGAGGAGCCUGACUUCGCCGUCACGUCUCGUAUGCCGCCGGUGCAUUCAAACCACAACAUCCUGGCGGCCACUGUCCCAACGGCAACCACUCCCAAUGGGCCUGCCCUCUUCACGCCACCGCAGACACGAAAACUGACGCGUUCACAGACGUACUGUCCGUCCUGUACGCAUUACGACCUGCCAUUUUACCUGCAGCAGCCAGACGACCUGCGAAAUGGCGGCGAACGCAUUAGCUACCGCAGCGUGCAUCAACAGGAUUUGGGGCUGCCCGCUCCACUGCCUGCCCCGUUGCCCACCCCGCUGCCCACCCAGCUGCCGAUGCCGAUGCCGCUACCCAACUACCACAAACUAAACCUCAGCCGCUCGGUCACCAUGAGGGAGAUGUUCACGCGAAGCUGCAGCAUUAGCACUGAUGUGUAGCCAGCCAGAAUUAUAUAAUGCUAAAUGCUAAUGGCUAACUGCAACAACGCAGGCAACAGACUCAAUUCUCACUGAAAGACAUAAUUCAGCAUUUCAUAAAGCUGUAGUGCUUGCCUGCGUAAAAAACAAUGUCAACAAUGUCCUCUGGAAACUCCCAGAGUGCCGAGCUUUUAGGAAGACGGCCCAGUGUGUUUGUUCAUAACUGGAAACUAUAAAGGCAAAAAUGGGGUGAGAGCAAACAUUUGGAGACCCUCUCCCUCCCUCUGCGCAUCUACUUCACUCCUGAAUCCCUUGUUUUGUGUUUUCGGUAAUUGGAAAGAGGAUUCAGAAAAUAAAUCUAAAGUUUUUAUGCUU